AUAGCCAUCAGCUCUACAUUCCCUGUCUCUACCUCCUCAUCUUCCAUUAGCUCUAGCUCCUCCACCAGCUCUGUUUCCAGCCCUUCCACUGCAGUCAUCCCUGCAAUCUUCAGCUCCUCCUUCUCCUCCUUAGCCAUCAGCUCUACCUUUCCUGUCUCAACCUCUUCAUCUUUCAUUAGCUCCAGCUCCUCCAUCGGCUCUGUUCCCUGCCCUUCCACUGCAGUCAUCCCUGCAAUCUUCAGCUCCUCCUCCGCCUCCUUAGCUGACAGCUCUGCCUUUCCUCUCCAGCUCCUCCACCAGCUCUAUUUUUCCAGCCCUUCCACUGCAGUCAUCCCUGCAAUCUUCAGCUCCUCCUCCUUAGCCAUCAGCUCUAUCCUUCCUGUCUCAACCUCCUCAUCUUCCAUUAGCUCCAGCUCCUCCAUCGGCUCUGUUCCCUGCCCUUCCACUGCAGUCAUCCCUGCAAUCUUCAGCUCCUCCUUCUCAUCCUUAGCCAUCAGCUCUACCUUCCCUGUCUCAACCUCUUCAUCUUUCAUUAGCUCCAGCUCCUCCACCAGCUCUGUUCCAUGCCCUUCCACUGCAGUCAUCCCUGCAAUCUUCAGCUCCUCCUCCGCCUCCUUAGCUGUCAGCUCUGCCUUUCCUGUCUGA
Molecule: messenger RNA, 645 nt
Organism: Lytechinus pictus (painted urchin)
Lineage: Eukaryota; Metazoa; Echinodermata; Echinoidea; Temnopleuroida; Toxopneustidae
Exons: 2
Source: RefSeq, a predicted model, not a curated record